Molecule: messenger RNA, 1127 nt
Organism: Nezara viridula (southern green stink bug)
Lineage: Eukaryota; Metazoa; Arthropoda; Insecta; Hemiptera; Pentatomidae
Source: the annotation of a GenBank genome assembly
UUUAGUGCUUGUGAAAGUGAAAUCAACGAGACACCGUCAAAAGAUGAAGCUGUGGUUGGGAGCAUUAUGUUUGGUAGCAGUGGGCACAGUAUGUGCGCAAGGACCACCGAGGGCUCGCCUGUCUGGAGGUCUACCUCAUGGCUUCAGAGUGGCAGAGGACGACUUAUCAGAAGACUUAGACAGGAACACCGUUACGCCAUCUCUUCUUCCUAGACCUCAGCAGCAGUACAGACAAGAACCACAACAAAGAGGAAGACCACAACAGGAUUACCAGCAAGGUGGACGAAGACCACCACCCAAGCAGCUCCUGAAGGAAGAGGAAUUAGAAGAAGAAAAGGAGGAACCAGAUAAAUUAUCUUUACUGUUGCCACAGUCUAAAUUUGCAUGUGAUGGAAAAAAUACCGGGUAUUAUGCUGAUGAAGGCUUAAACUGUGAAGUGUUCCAUUAUUGUCAAGACAAUGCAAGACAUUCAUGGAUCUGCCCAGAAGGUUUUCUCUUCCAUCAGGUUCAUCUGAUCUGUAUGCCGCCAAGCAGUGACAAUAUAUGCACUCAAUCAUCACAGUUCCAUUUCGUCAACGAUUUCCUGUACAAACCUAUAAACGCAGAAGAGGCUUUGACAAGACCGAACGUGACAAUCAGAUAUUCGGAUAGGUACUAUCCUGAAAACUUCUACGAAGAAGAAAUCUCUGCUCCAGUAGCAGCCACCCCACGACCAAGGAAUUCUCCUCAGCACUUGCUCCAGCAGCAACCUCAGCCCCAACCUCAUCCUCACCAACAACAUCAGCUGCAGCAUCCGCAAUAUUUGUCCCAAAGGCCUGUACAAAUCAGGCAACCAAAUCAAGUUUUCCAUUCUCCAGAAGAAGUAAAUAUACCUCUUCAACAGAGAAGGCCUGCACAAGUGAACCAGAGGCCUGGAGACGAGUUUGAGUACUAAUAAAACCACGUUAAAAUAUUUAUGGUAAUUCGUGUGUGAAUGAGAUGAAAUUGAAGAUUAGGUCUUACCUAGUCAUUUGCCAGUUAUAAGAUUUAUUUUUUUUAGAAAGGGCCUCGAAGACCUUGCCAUUACUUAUUACAAUAAUUAGCAAAUAAACUUGUAGUACUACUUAAAUUCAUAGAGAAAAAAAUAU